UAGUGAGGGCUUCCUUGGUUCCCUUCAGCCUGAUUUCUUGUAUGUUGGCUGACUGUACAAUUGGGUGUAUGUAGUGGUGGUGUCCGAUUCAGUUUCGAGGACGGAAAAACGGACGGAGGGGCCCGUGUCUCCAUUUCGGCUCGACUGGAUUGACUGUCAGCCCGUGAAUUUGGGUGGGGUGAAUCCUCAUUGAGCUCGCCACUGUUGGGUGGCAACUUCCACGGGCAGGUUCCCGGCUUGGUCCGGCUCUGGGAGCCCGAUCGGUGGUCGUUCCUGGUCGUGGGGAUUGGAUUGGACGGUCAUCAUGACGUUGAGCACGGAAGAGCGCGAGAAGAAGGCCAAAGAGGUCAAGAGCCUCAUUCGCUCCCUUCUCAUCUCGUCCAAGCACGGCGUGCCAUUACAGCAAAUUCAACGUGAUUACCGCGAGAUUAUCGGCACCAAUAUCCCAUUCCGAGAUUUGGGCCAUGCCACUUUGGAGGAGUUCCUGGACCACGCCCCUGACACGUGUCGGGUGGCCCGCACUGCCCAAGGAUAUGUUCUGCAUGGCGUGGCCACCUCCGAAACGGCUCACAUUGCGGCCUUGGUGGCCAAACAGGCGCCCAAGAAGCGCAAGAACAAACCCAUCAUGAUGCCCGGCCGCCGGCCUCAAUCCCGGGGUAUGUGGCAUCCCACACCCUUUGUGGCGCGGGGCGGAGGUGCUCGCGGCGGACGCGGUGGGUUCCGAGGCGUAGGCGGGUGGGUACAUCCGCAUCAACGCUUGAGCACCUUGCCUCAGAACCAGGUCAGUUUUAACGGGGGUGGCUUUUACGGCGGGCGUAGCCCUCAAGUGCCUAGUCAGUACCGCGGUGGGCGACAGCGCGGCGGCGGUGUCACGGGCGGCUCCCUGCGACCCGUGAAUGAGUUUAACCACGCCCGACUCACCCACGCCUUCAACCAGAGUCCACCUAAUAUGAACAACAAUAAUAGUGGCAGCCACAACAAUACUAAUAGUAACAAUAUCAACAACAACGUGAAUACCAGCAACAACCAUUUCAACCGAACCGGAGGCCGUGGUGGCGGCGCUGGACAGACGAAUCGGGCCUCGACCAAGAGCAAUAACAAUCACGGCGCCCUCAACGGCGGCAGUCAUCCCCCAUUAGUCUCCCCGCCGUCCAAGUUCAAGCCCGUCUUGGAACAAGUCAUGGGACAAUUGGAAUUCAAGACCUCGCCUAUUGGGAAGAAGCACAUAUCGACCGUGGUCCUCUCGAACGGACGGCGCUUCCAGACCUACCCACACGAGUAUCCCACGCCCGAAAUGGCCGAGGAUGCGGCCUGCGAAGUGGCCUUACGCCAACUCAACCUGUCGCUGCCAGGAUCCGCCGCUGGAUUGGCGGGUCGGGAGAAUGGCGGGCCGGCGCUAGAAGCCAUCACGUCAAGUGUGCCGAAAGCGUCGGUGUCCGCUUCGGCCAAGUCGGAUUGGGACAAUUUCUCCAUAACCGAGAGUCUGAAUCAACAGAUCUUGGCCUUGUUGAACGGUCGAACCAACGGGGUGUGGUCCACUCAGAUUGACGUCGAGUACGAAGAGAAGUACAAGAAGGUCCUACCCCCGGAUUGGCGGCAGUUGUUGGAAAAAUACAUCGAGAAUCAUUCAGAGUGUCCCCUACGUGUGGAUUCACCCAUUAGCAACAGAUAUAUUAUUCUUCCCAAUCUGAACCGCGAGGCCACGAAUUCCAAUCCAAGUCCCAUAAGUAACGGCAGCCAUGUCGAACCCAAAAUCAUCUCCACCCAAUCGCCACCUUCUUCCACUACCAAUGGGCUUCCUGCGAAUUCUGCAUCAACGAGUAGUUCGCCACCAGUGUCACCCCCGGCCAAUCGGCCUCACAAUGAGGACCGGCCUCAGCAGCAGCCCCCCAAAAUUAAACUUCCUGUGGAUCAAUAUUGGGAUGUCUACAUUACCAACGUCAACUCCACGGUCAAUGUCUUCCUCCGCCUCUUGGGCAAAGAUUACUCGGAAAUGUUCGACUCCUUAGUCACCGAUAUGGAGUUGUAUUAUUACAAUGACAUGGUCAUCCCCAAAGUCUUGAAGCCCGAGAUUGGUCGAUUGUACGUGGCCAAUGUUGACGGUGACCUUCAUCGUGUUGAAGUGUGCGGAAUCCAAGGCAUCUACGUCACUUGCUUCUACAUCGACUUUGGCGGCAGUGAAGUGAUUUUGAUCGAAGCCCUGCGAGAAUUGGCGCCUCAAUUUCUCGAGUUGCCUGCUCAAGCCAUUUCCGUUCAGCUCUAUGGCUUAGAGCAUCUGGCCGAGAAUUCAAGUGCCUCGGUUGAGGUGGCCAAUACUCUCCAGACCAAGUCUUUGGUGGGCCAAGUGGUCGAUCCGGGUCGUGAGGGUCCCAUUUCACUCAUCCUGCAUGACACAUCAGCAGAUCAAGACGUGAAUUUAAACAAAGAGCUCUCAACCAGAUUCAACGAUGAGCCUCCUGAGCUCGAUCUAUCCUCGGGUCCGUCGAGUUUAGGAACGGGAUCCGGAUUGGGUGAUCAUCUGCUGCCCGCUGAUUUGGCCUCGCUCAAAGAACUGGUGCAGGCAGAUGUGCCCGGAGUAGGGCAAUACUUUGACAUCUCCGUGUCCAUGGCCGCCAAUCCGAAUUAUUUUGUGGUCCAACCUUGGCGACAAGGCAACGAUCUACAGCAACUUCAGGCCGAUAUCAACGUGUUCUACGAGAAUGCCAAGAAUCGUCGUCCUGUGACCGGCGAGGACCUAAAGCAGGACAAAUACUUCGUUGCCCUUCAUAGUGACAAAUGUUGGUACCGCAUCCGGAUCAAUUCCAUGUUGGACGAGGAAACGGCCGCUGUCCGCUAUGUGGACUACGGAGACGUGAGCAUGGUCAACAUUCAAAACCUGCAGGUUCUCUGCUCAAAAUUCAGGAACUUGCCCAUGCAAGCCGUCUCUGCUAAAUUGGCCGAUAUUGCGCCCAAGAAUGGGGAUUGGUCCACUGGCGAUAGUCUCUGGUUCAGUGAGCGAGUGGUGAACAAACAGUUCGUGUCCGUGAUCAAAGAGUUGUCUUUGAAAGAAGACGAGGGUCUGAUCGAGAUCAGUGUGUCCCUGGUGGACACCACGCAUCCGACUGACGACAUUUUUAUUGAGAAGGAGCUAAUCGAAAGUGGACGGGCGGUGGCCAGAAUCUAAAGUAUCCGUCACUUUUCAGCUAACAAUUGUUUUGUUACGUCCCCACGCGUUUCCUUGUUUUUGCCCACAAAAUUAUGUGCGACGUUAUGUUGUGUUUUAUAUAUAUAUAUGCUAUGAUGAUACAACGACGAUCGA
Molecule: messenger RNA, 3298 nt
Organism: Tigriopus californicus
Lineage: Eukaryota; Metazoa; Arthropoda; Copepoda; Harpacticoida; Harpacticidae
Product: tudor domain-containing protein 7A-like
Exons: 7
Coding region: 305-3163 (952 amino acids)
Biological process (GO): spermatogenesis
Source: RefSeq, a predicted model, not a curated record